Molecule: messenger RNA, 1778 nt
Organism: Anopheles merus
Lineage: Eukaryota; Metazoa; Arthropoda; Insecta; Diptera; Culicidae
Exons: 2
Coding region: 152-1282 (376 amino acids)
Source: RefSeq, a predicted model, not a curated record
AUACGCUCAAGUAAAUUGAAUGCGGCUAGAAGCUCGCAAUUAGAAGAGAGUCGAAGCUGUAUUGAUAGUAGAUCACGCAACCACGCAGUUACCCAAAGCGGUCUUUUACCUCGUCGUCACAACUGUUGCCAUUGUGCAAUAAAGAAUUGCAAUGGCUACAUUGGUUUUGACAGCGGUAGCGGCUUCCACUGUUCCAACUUUGGUGGAGACCGCAGUUGCUUCAGCCGUUUUUCUGGCGGCUGCGCCCGUUAUUGAAAAAGCUGCUCCAGUAGUUAAUGAGGCGUUUGCUGACUUAGUUGAAAAAGCUACAGAAGUAGCUGUUAAAACUGGCGAAAUGGUGGUUAAAGCAGCAGAAGUAACUGCUGAAGUUGUGGAAAAAACAGCAGAAAUAACUGCCGAAAUUAUUUUGAAUAGAUAUACUAUAUCAUUGCCCCCCAUCAUAGGCCAGCAACAGAAAGGAAAUAAUUCAAACACUAGAUCUAACGAAACUAGUACAAACCAUAAGGAAAACAAUGGAAAUAAACAGUCACAACAAAAUACAAAAACCAACAAACAAACGGAAUCAAAACAAACUGGAACUGCAAGAAACGCUGGCGAUAAUGGAGAUGAUCCCAGACGACGAAGAAACUUGAAAACUACGCGCAACUGUCAGGAUGAAACAUCGGAUGAAACGGAACCACACACUGGAGCUUCUCACUUGCACUCACGAACAGCGGUACAUACCGUACGAUUUGCUGGAGAAAUUAGGCGAGCUGCCAGAAUGUCUGGCCACAACGUUAGAGAUCUUAUUGAAGACGGGGCCAGCACAAUCAGGGAUGGGUAUAUACGGCUAUCGACCUCUGAUAGCCAACUGCAAAGAGCUCACGUGCUACGGUUUAGGGAUAAUUUUGAGAUGUUACGCGAACAUUAUCCCGAGUUGUAUAGAAUAUUGUGCAGACAUGCAGGGCACACGCAAAGAAUUCCGAGGGUGUUCAACGUGUUCCACAGGAUUGGUGGGAGAAUUGAUAAACUGCAGUAUGGAUGGAUUUUGAAAUUGUCUACAGUAGAUUUUUUGGCAGGUCCCACAGCUGAAAAUCUAGCAAUUUUUGAAGCAUAUAGACAAGAAGUGUUAGAUUUGUAUGACAGUGAGAUAAGAUUAAGAUACUAUAGCGAAGAGGACAUGGCAGAAAUAAGAAGGGCAAGAGAGAUGAUGGAAAACACAACGAGUGAGGAAUUGUUUGAAAAUGCUCUGGAAGGAUUCAAUCUGGAACAUGACUACAACAAUCCCAGAAUAAGAUUGUAGUAGUGUAUGUUAUGUGGUGUUUGAAAACCAGCUUAAAAUGAUGGUAAAUUUAAAACUGAAAAGUCAUCACAAAGAGAAACAAACGUAAACAAAUGAUUUGAGUAAACAAAGUGUAAUGAGCACUGAUUUUACAACAAUUAAUUGACAGAAUGCAGAAGACCGAAGACUGAAGAACUGAAGGCUGAAGACUUAAAGCGAAACGCUGAAGACGUUGCCAAAGCAACGAUCCAAAGCAGAAUGUUUCUUUAUUGUGACACUUCAUACGAUCGCACAGUUGACAUGAUUAUGGUCAUAAUCCGUUUGUGUAAUUUGACACUGGUCGUGUCAGAGGUCAAAUUUGCCGGAUUUUACAAAAGCUUUGAUUGAAUGACAAAAAUAUUAUAACGUGAGCAUAUACUUAUUUCUAUACAUCUUAUUUGCCUUUAAAAACUCCCUGAUUUUGUUUACAAUCACAAAAUAAAAUAUUCCUCGUCGAGAUUUUGAAAUAAUAUUACAC